CCGUGCGUGUGCUUUUCUGCGAGAGCGGGCGUUAUCGCGCCUCAAGGAGAUUCCGCCAUGAGGGUUUUUAUUUUUUGUUUCUUUUCCUUUUUGCGCGUCCUUCGCCGCUGCCAACUCCGCGGACUCUGCGCAUUCGACCGGUGAAGUAGCGACGGCGAAGUAGGCGUCAGCGGACACGGUGCGCCUUCGUUGUCGCCCCGCUGCAUUUCUUCCAUCGGGCUCGGCACAAGCGUGACCGCAUCGGCGCCUCUUCGAUCAGCGGCGAAAGUACCACCCUCGUGCAGAGGACGGACCCUUUCUUUGAGCAUCGCCUUGUGCAACGAGUGGGCCAGAUGGCCGGUCGAAUUUCACGGCGGCGGCGCUGAGUGUGUGCCUCGUUCCGCAAUCUCCGUGGGCAUUGCACUCGGCAGUGCGCGCGCGUCUCUCCGAAGAAGCCGGCCGAGGAAUAGAGCCGCGUUGGGUCAUCGCUCUCCCCACUGCGGUGAAUCGCUUUGAACCUCGUGCUGCCACUUCGUGGUCGACGACGGCUGUGCGGCGAACACGGCCCGUCGCUGUUCGCGACUCGACCGAGCCGUCUCGGCAGCAGCCAAAUCAUCGUUCGCCUGCGCGAAGCAUUUGUGCGGUGGCCGAUCGAAGAUUGCCUUAUCCGAUGCCACGGUGUUCGUUCCCUUCCAGCGAGCGCAGAUUAUCGUCUCCGCCUGCUGCACCGGCGUCGCGCUCUCCACACGACCACGCUUGACGUCGCGCUCGCCUCGACGCCGGCAAACGGCAGCAGCUGCUGACAGCGACACGCCCGCUCCUUCCCGGUGUCGGCGCUUUCCGCGGAGCGUCGUUCUGACGCGUGCCAGUGUGACCACGGCCUCCCUCCCGUGCUGGAAUGUGAGCGUGGCGUUUUCGGUGUUGUCAGAGGCGGUGCUUCUAGUACGUGACCAUAUUGCCACCCUCCGUGACAUCGCCGCUCUUCGAUCAUUGUGUGUUUUCCUCGCCAAGAUUUGGCACUGCUACGCCUUUUUCACGUGUGGCCGCGGUACCGUGGUCAACGCCUGCUCGUUGGAUGAAAGUGCCGUGCAAUUCUAGUGUCAAAAGAGCCACAUUUCUCGCCCUCUGGCGUGUUUCGGGCCGGUCUGGGCACGUCUGCAUGCAUGCCCCCUUGACGGCAGCCCGAGGCGCAUUGUUGCCGCCCUGACCCGUGGCAUCGUGUGAGUAGCGUGUGUGCAUUCCGCGUAGUGCCUUUCUUUGGAUACGGCGAUGGAGAAGUUCUUCCUGCGUGCCUUGGGCCGCUCGUACACGUACUGCUGUGCCGAGGCGACUCCUCCGCUUCCGGCUCCGCAGCAGCCACCGCCUCCUUCUUCCGGGCGGACGUCCGCCGGUAGCCGACGGUCGGCGGACGUCGCGGUGCUGCGCAGCAAGGCCUCCGCUAGGCACGCCAGGUCCUCGCCGAGAAAACGACAUUCAUUCGUCAACAGCCAGGAAUGGACGCUCAGUCGAUCUGUGCCCGACAUUCGCUUGGGCAUUGUGGGCAGCCUGACGAGCGGAAAGUCUGCCCUGGUUCAUCGCUACCUCACUGGUUCCUACAUGCAGGACGAGUCCCCAGAAGGUGGUCGCUUCAAGAAAGAGAUCGUGGUGGACGGCCACAGCUACCUGCUGCUCAUCCGAGACGAAGGUGGACCCCCCGAGCUGCAGUUCAGCUGCUGGGUGGACGCGGUGAUCUUCGUGUUCAGCCUGGAGAAUGAGGCCUCGUUCAGCGCAGUCUACAGCUACUACAUGCGAAUGGCCCACUUCCGGAACAACGCCGCCGACCUGCCGCUCAUACUCGUCGGGACGCAAGAUGCCAUCAGCGAGAGCAACCCGCGCGUCAUAGACGACUCGCGUGCGCGCAAGUUGGCCAGCGACCUCAAGCGGUGCACCUACUACGAGACCUGCGCCACCUACGGAUUCAACGUCGACAGGGUGUUUCAGGACGCUUGCCAGAGGAUUGUCCAGAUGCGCAUGGCUUCUGCGUUGACACCCAACAACUCCCGGCCGAGCACACCUGUCGGUGUUGGUGCCGGCAGAGUCACUGGCCACUUUGGUGUUUCCAGCAAUGGUUAUGCCCGGGAGCAGCAGACUGUGGUUCCCACAACCAAUGCCACAGCAACUCUGGUCAACAGCUACAAUGCCCUCCACGGUGGAGCUGUGAACACGCCAUCUGCAAAUGUCAACCAGACAUCGCUUAAGGAGAGCCACCUUCGCCAGAUUCGUGACUGCAUUGCCUCUGGCACCUCGGUACAGAGGGAGAUCCAGAAGUUCGAGAAGGGCACCCCGGCCACCAUACUGUCGCAGGCUUCUGAAUCCAUGCCACCACCGUCGGCACUGAGCGGCAACAAUCGCGACCGGCCAGAGUUUGUGACUCCCUGCUCGACCCCAACGACGGCACGGAAAACCCGUCGAAGGUCCAACUUGUUCACGCCCUUGAAAAAAACCGAUGACGAGAAGAGGCUUCGGAAUGGGGAGAUGGGAAGUGGCCGAGUGAUCCCCGUCAGACAGGGCUACCUGUACAAGAAGAGUGUCAAGGCUCUCAACAAGGAGUGGAAGAAGAAAUACGUGACCCUGACCAGCGAUGGGAGGCUCACCUACCACCCGAGUCUCCAUGACUACAUGGAUGAUGUUCAUGGGAAGGAGAUUCCCCUGAUGCACACCACAGUCAAGAUUCCCGGCCAGAAGCCAAGGGGUUCGAGAGCGGCUGGAUCCACAGCUCAGGUCAACGACUUGGCUUCAGACGUGGGCACCCUGUCCUUGGCUGGAGGCAUCCCUUACUUCAAGUAUAAGGAGCCCCGCGAGCGAGACUGCCUGGCCAGCUUUGACCCAGCUGAUGCUCAGCACAGCAAUGCUUUCUGCUCAGGGAUGCUGAAUGGCAGCGAGACGCAACUCAUCCCCGCUGUGCCAAACACCAACCCAAUGCUGUCUAAGCUGGAGACACCCAAUGUAAAGAAGCGACACCGACGCAUGAAAAGCACUGGUGCCAAGAAUUUCGAAGCCAUGGAAGACUCUGAUGGCUACGAGUUUAUCAUUGUAUCUCUGGACAACAAGCAGUGGCAGUUCGAGGCGUCCAACGGGGAUGAUAGGGAAGGUUGGGUCAGUGCCAUCGAGCAGCAAAUUCUCAGCAGUCUUCAGGGAAAUGAAAGCAGUAAAGCAAAGAGUCGCAUGAACAGCAUAGCAGACUCUGCAUCGUCGAUCCAGGCCAUUCGGACAAGUGUGCCUGGCAAUUCUCAUUGUGCCGACUGUGAUACACCACAGCCAGACUGGGCCAGCCUCAACCUUGGCACACUCAUCUGCAUUGAGUGCUCGGGCAUCCAUCGCAACCUGGGCUCCCAUAUCUCCAGGGUCCGCUCGCUAGACUUGGAUGACUGGCCGCCCGAGCAUGUGGCUGUGAUGAUGGCGCUAGGCAACAUGGCGUCCAACUGCAUCUGGGAAGGCAGUGCCGCUCGAAGUGGUUGCGCCAAGCCCGGCCCCCACUCGAGUCGCGAUGAGAAAGAGCGCUGGAUUCGAGCAAAGUACGAGCAGCGAGAGUUCCUGGCACCGCUGCCUUCUUCGAGUGGGCCCACCGCGCAACAGCUUCGCGAUGCUGUGUGCCGUGGGGACGUGAGACAAGUGGCACUGCUGCUAGCGCACGCGGCACCCCAUCAACACGAACUGGUCAACGCGCCGACGAGUGCUCGAGACUCGCGAACACCUCUUCACAUGGCUGCUGCAUUAGGGAAGCUGGCAAUGGUGCAGCUUCUACUGUGGAACAAUGCCAAUGCUAAAGCGGUGGACUCUGAAGGCAGGACCCCACUGGUGUAUGCAAAGAACUCCAACUUCACCGAGAUCUACGAGUUGCUACUGCACAGCGGAGGACCCGACCCGAACCAGCUGUCAACCACGCUGUCUCGGCGGAGGGGAAGCCUAUCCAAGCGAUCGGACGUCUUCGACAAGCUCCCAGCCAGCAUCAUCUAGAAGCCCAAAGACAGUUCCUUUUUCACCGACCAUCAUCUCAUUGCAUCACCCACUGCCCUCAAUCAUUAUUUUACAUCCUUCACUAUUUUGUGUUGUUACUCAUUGUUCUAUUUGCUGAGGAAUUGUGAAAUGACCUAAUAUAUUAGAGUCGCUUGUCUGUGCCGUGGGCAGACACUUGUCUCAUAUUCGCUUCAUCAGGCCUCAACUUUCGUUUUCCUUCUCUGCCAAUGAGCAACGUUUCCUAUCGGUCUACUUUCAGCUUUUAAUGGUUCUUGGACAGUGCUUGCUAUAAAGCAAGCAAGAUCUUAUUCUGCAUUGUUAACAGAGGAAAAAAAAGAUGCUAUGAUUAUCUGCCUGUAAUAGGCACUGGUGACACAUAAUUAGGCCUAUUUGAGACAACAGUAUUCUGGAAAUUGAAAGAAAAUGUGCUCGGAAUUGCUGUUGCUUCUUAGGUAUUAAAGAAGCUUUAAUGCCUAAAACGUUAUUGCUGUUCUCAACUUCGAAUAUAUUGCCUUUUUUAUUUCUUUCCUUUUAUUGCUCAGGCUCUUGUAGUUUCUUCACACAUUGUUUGUCUUUGCUGUGAAAUCAAACAGUUCCUGCCGAAGUAGCUAGUCCCAACUUUAAGAUUAAAUGUGUGUACUAGUUACUAGCUGUUUAGUGCCGCUGCAGCUCAAUCAAUAAACAGCUCGUGCGAAAUUAUGAAGAACAGCUUACAUUCUCAUAAGUGCAGACAAAUGUAGUGGCUAUUCUGCACAUAAUAUGGUACCAUUGAGAAAACAUAGCCACCUGUCAAGCUCCUUCGGUACCUUCUGUGUGCAUUUAUGAGAAUGCAAAUUGACUGUGUGCUCGGAAGUGGGCCUAAGCUGUAGUGAUGUGUCUCUCAGCCAAGCAGUGCGGCACAGUAGUGUGUGCAGCGCCAAAGCCCCAUGUGUGCUUGCGUGAAAGUGUGCUUGUUAGGGUCUCACAGAAGCUGUGCUCCUGUGUUCCCAUUGGUACAUCCGAAUGAAUGUAAGCAUUUUUAUUAUACAGUGCUGGAAUGCCAUGUAGAAAAUUGUUGCUCGUUGGAUCGCUGUGGUAUUCUUUUCUUUUACUACGGCACUUCCACGUGUUUGCCUCUUGAAUACUGCACACACUACUGACACUAACGUCGUGUCAAGAAAACACUACUCACCGUCCACAAGCUUAGUUUUCUAAUUGAGUCGUCCUCAACGAUGGUGACUGGCGGGUUUGACAAAAAGCACGAAACUGCGCUGGGAGAAUGCUUUACUCUAUAGUGCAGCAGACAGUUGAAGCGGACUGGUCGAGAUAGGGCUGUACCUGUGUAGUUUAACAUUUAAAACUAUUAUAUCUCCUGUUAACAGAAAGAAAAGCUUCGUCCUUGCCCUGCGCUGUUUGAUUGUUAUGACAACACACAGACAGUCUUGAGUGAUCCGCUGCCUUUUACGUGUCUGUCACAGUGAAGAACCACGAUUCGUGAAAUUGGUUAUGCGGAACUGGGGCGUGCAUUCAUUACCUAACGGUCUCUAAAAUAUGUAAAAUGAGCCUACAAGGAGUGCAAUUGCUGGAUUUGUCUGUCUUGUGCUUGUUGGGCUUAUCGUCGAGGUACACAAAUUAUGCCAUGAAAAUUUACCAAGCAACAAUUUUUAAAAUUUUUUAUGACUGACCUACUUAUUACAGAUUAUCCUUAUCGAGAAAAGGUCAGACAAUGAAAUGCAGCUUGCAUGUGGGUGUAACCUGUCUAAUCAGGAUAAUUAUAUAAAGGGUGUAUUUAUCAAUGAUAUCUCAGGCAACGUACAUUCAGACGUUAAUUUAUGGCUGCUUAAAAAUGAGCAAUAGUACUGAAAUGGUACUUUUUGAAAAAUUAUCUUUUUAUCUUGAGAGAAAACAAGUGCUCCUGUAUUAUUUCUUUGGCGUCUUGCUUUUGUAUUAUAUUUGCUGUGGUCAUUGCAGUAGCCCUUAAACAGUGUACAUAUGUUUCAAUAAUUUAAGCACUUGUUUAUAGCUUGGGGGGCUGCAAACUGCGUGUGUCCUCUGACUGCACCUCCUUUGUGUUCGGUGUUGCAGUGUUUUGGCAGGUUGUGGAAAUGUACAUAUACUGCAGAUGUCUAAUUUAAUUAUUUACGUACAGAUCAUGUUCAUUACUUUAAUGAUGGUUUUAUUUCUGUAUGUGUGUUGUUUUUUUGCUUCUAAGGCCAAGACAGCCAAGAAUUGCUUUGUACAGCCGAGAUUUUCAUGGAAGGACCCUUUUGAUUGUCCAUGCGUGCUGUUUAAUUUUUAACCCACCAUGUUUCCUUUUAAUGCUGGACAAUGUGGCUAGUUUUUUUCGUAAACAUUCCGUUUGCAUGUUCAUUGUUAUGAAAACAUUUGAGCAGCAUCAAGAUGCACUGUCUGGGAGGUGAGUUUUCAUACUUCUGUAAAUUUUCCAAUAUUCUAGUUAGAUGCACUUAGCCAAGUUGCGAGAUAUGUGAAAUCAACUGAAAUUCUUGUAUGUUCUGAUUGUGGCAUAACUUGAGGUUGAAUACUGUGUGGUUUCUCCCCAGUGUUGCUUGCUUUGUGAUGGUUGCUGAUGUACUUUGUUGUGGCUGGUCUCUAUGUUAUGUCCAGCAAGGGUGUAGUCAACCAAUUGCACGUUUAAAUUGACAAAAAAUGCUGUUGGCAUCGGCUGCUCUCUUUGCUUGCAAGGUGUGGCUGCUGUCAUGGCUGGAAGCAGUAUUUGUUUGUAGCAUUUUGUAAAUUUGUAAAGAAAAAUAGGAAA
Rhipicephalus microplus (southern cattle tick) is the source of this 6730-nucleotide messenger RNA. RefSeq names its product Centaurin gamma 1A (gene CenG1A). The record is from RefSeq and is a predicted model, not a curated record. Gene Ontology annotation, molecular function: protein binding; GTP binding; GTPase activator activity. NCBI's taxonomy places the organism in Eukaryota, Metazoa, Arthropoda, Arachnida, Ixodida, Ixodidae. Gene Ontology annotation, biological process: activation of GTPase activity.